Phaeoacremonium minimum UCRPA7 is the source of this 954-nucleotide messenger RNA. RefSeq names its product putative thymine dioxygenase protein. The record is from RefSeq and is a predicted model, not a curated record. The transcript is spliced from 4 exons. Gene Ontology annotation, molecular function: dioxygenase activity. NCBI's taxonomy places the organism in Eukaryota, Fungi, Ascomycota, Sordariomycetes, Togniniales, Togniniaceae. The coding region runs from base 1 to 954 and encodes 317 amino acids.
AUGGAGAAGGCAGCGGUUGAGGAUCAGGGGCUCUUGAUCCCACUCAUUGACUUCUCCAAAUUCCUUGAAGGAGACGAGGCGCAGAAAAAGGAGACUGCAGAUGCUAUCCUCCGUGGAUUUCAGACUGCCGGCUUCAUCUAUCUGAAGAACAUCCCGGUCACACCCGAGACGCGGAAGCAUGUCUUCGACACAUCAGCCAAGCUAUUCAGGUUGCCACUAGAGACCAAGUUGGCGCAUGGCUGGACCACGCCUGAAGCCAACAGAGGAUACUCAGCUCCCGGACGGGAGAAGGUGACGCAGCUCAAGGAUCUCGCCGACGUCGCGAAGCUCAAGGAGGGCAACCCAGAUAUCAAGGAGAGCUUCGAAAUUGGUCGUGAGGGUGAGCCAGAUCACCCAAACCAAUGGCCACCGGAGGAAGGUGAAAUGGUCGGGUUCAAGUCAACAAUGCUGGACUUCCACGAUCAGUGCAAGGCCCUCCAUGUAGAGGUUAUGCGUGCCAUUGCCGUUGGCAUGAACCUAGACGCCGGAUUCUUCGACGACUUCGUCGAUGUUGGCGAUAACACGCUUCGAUUGCUGCACUAUCCGGCGGUGAAUAAGGAGAUAUUUAAAAUAAACCCGGGCCAAGACUCCGCAGGCGGCCUCCAGGUGAAGAGCCCCAACGGCAAGUUUGUCGAUGCCACUCCCAUUGAGAACACAUGCGUGGUCAACGCUGGUGACCUCCUGGCUAGAUGGAGCAAUGAUACUAUCAAGAGCACUAUCCACCGUGUUGUUGAGCCACCUCAUAAGGACUCCGAUGUAUACCCGGCGAGAUAUAGCAUCGCUUAUUUCUGCAACCCCAACUUUAAGAGCCAUAUCGAGGCGAUUCCUGGCACAUUUGCAACCGAAACCGAGAAGAAGUACGAUGGCAUCAACAGCGGACAAUACCUGGUGCAAAGACUUGCAGCAACUUAUUGA